CAAAAACGCUGAUUCAGUCUUCGAUAUUGGGUUGGGCUGAACAAAGACUUCUUGCGUAUCAUGAUACAUUUGAUAACGUAAACAUUAAUUCUAUGCAAAGUAUUGUGUCUUUAGGGGUAUCAGCUGCUAAAAUAUUGGUUGAAGAUAUAUCUAAUGAGUAUCGGCGAAGACGGAAAAAUGAUACCGAUGUGGCGCGAAGUCGGACUGAUACGUACAUUAGGUCAUCGCUUCGAACGGCUUUUGCUCAGGUACUUCAUGACAAAGUUGGCAUCUCAUGUGGAAGCUGUGCUGGUGCUGUCAAGAAGGUCGGGAGGCGAGUUGAAAUGAUGGUAAGCGGGACUUCUUCUACACCCUCACGUGCCACUUGGCAACGCCACAACUGCAUCCCAAUGGCUACAAAAAAUCAUCCGUAACACGCUCGAGAAACCAAUUGAAACCGGAAGAAACACCGAGCCGUUACAAGUCCUACGUGGUGCCGUAAUGUCAUUAGCCAACCGGUCAACCGACGGGUCAACCGACUCAUGCCAUUGGGCAGACGGGUUCCCGUUAAAUCUCCGACUUUACGAGAUCCUUCUAGAAACUUGCUUUGAUGCCAAUGAUGAGUCAUCAAUUAUCGACGAAGUUUUAUUUAGCUGAUGAAUUCAGUGUGAGCGAUUAUUGUGGAACGAUAGCUUUAACUGUUUUGAUAAUGGGAAUACAUAUAAUAAUAGCCAAUGCUGGCGACUCUCGUGCGGUGCUAUGUAGUAACGGGUCUGCAACACAGAUUACUGACGACCACAGGGGGUCGACUUGCUUACAAGAAAAGGAAAGAUGUGAGUGGUAAAUAAUCAGCUAUACAUUAUCAGCCAGAGCCAAAAAUCGAUUAUACAUUAAAAGCUGUUGGUGGAAGUUUAACAGCCAUUCCUGGACUUUCUGACCUGAUAGAUGUCAUACUCGCCUUCUCUUCAACAACCUGUAGUUGCUGGAUCUACACGUGAGGCCAUGUCAGGGAACAACACUGUCGCCGGCUAUUCAGAAAAAUGGACCACCCUAGAAGCCAUCUUGAACCACGGAAGAAGAAAUAGGCAACACACGAGUGCUGAAUUCACCUGUCAUGUUCAACUUAAGCGCAUACGCAAUAACCAGGAGUGGUUCAGGCUGACAUGUGGCGGUGGAGGCUGCAUGAAAGGUGUAGUAGGUGAAUACAACAAUAUGUGGUGUGAUGGGUGCGAAAACCCCGUACUCUUCCCAAGAGUAAGUUUCAGGCUAGAACUCGAGGUGUUUGAUUCAACAGCCGAAGCUGUCAUUGUCUGCUUUGAUGACACCGCCGAACGCUUGACAAAGGCCACUGCUCAUGAUAUACUCACAGCGGAGUCUGUCCUAUCAGGCGUCUACAACCUUUAUUCUACCGACAUCCAGGAUAAGUUCACUCCGGUGAUAGUAAGAAACCCCGACAACGGCAUUUCAGCACUGCCGAAAUGUUUGCAGUCUCUUGUGGGCAGCACUCAGACCCUCCUGCUUGAUUCAUGUAUGUACUAUGAUCAUGGUUCUUUCGAAAGUUUUAACUGCAAGAAUGUUCUUCUAUACGGAGAUGGCGGUGGGUGCGUUGGUUCUUCCACACCUCAUUCGCUCUCUAAUAAAGACAAUGAGGUAGUGCCGAUACCGACACCAGUUAAGCAUGUUGAAACGACCAUAAGGACUACUUAUACAAAUUCGGGUUCGGAUUCAGAAGAAAACGUUGACGAUGAUCCACGUGAAAGGCAGUCGACCGGUGAUGGGAUUUGGGAUGAUCGUGCCAUGCGUUAACUAAAGUUCGGUCCAUGUGUUAGCCAAUAAGACAAGGAGGCGUGCGAGAGCUACUGCGUUUUUUCCAUUUACGUUUCAUGUUUUUUAUUUUGGAAGACAUCUUUUCCCCUUUUUUUUGGCACAAGAGUUAUGCCGACAGAACAAAUUACGAUCCAUGGUUUGAUAAAGUUUUAGCAUGCCUCUUUAUAUAGGUCUUUGACUUACGUAUAUGUGACGUGUGUGCGUUAUGAAAACCGAGACUAAAAAUGUGGAUAGAACUGCUCUUCUUUUCUUUUAUCA
Molecule: messenger RNA, 2064 nt
Organism: Helianthus annuus (common sunflower)
Lineage: Eukaryota; Viridiplantae; Streptophyta; Magnoliopsida; Asterales; Asteraceae
Exons: 8
Coding region: 925-1785 (286 amino acids)
Source: RefSeq, a predicted model, not a curated record